This is a messenger RNA of Malania oleifera, 1154 nucleotides long. RefSeq lists its product as uncharacterized. The record is from RefSeq and is a predicted model, not a curated record. NCBI's taxonomy places the organism in Eukaryota, Viridiplantae, Streptophyta, Magnoliopsida, Santalales, Ximeniaceae. The transcript has 5 exons. Bases 144 to 1049 code for a protein of 301 amino acids.
UUCGGCAACAUGGGUCGAAACCCAGCCCAAUAUAAGACGAAAUAGGAGAAAUAGGCGCCCGGUCCAAGCUCGCCAUAAGGCCCGCCUGAUGAGUCAAUGACCUCAAAUUUUCAAGCAAAGCAAUUUCACGGAGAGAGAGACAGAUGUACCUGAAGAAGGCGCUGUGGAGCGAGGGCCUGUCGAGCUCACCGGAAUGUGACGCGCAGUCGUCGUGUUCGGAGAAAGCGACGGCCGUCGAAGAGCUUGUGAACUCCCUGAACAAGCAGCGACUGUACAGAGAGGUUACUCUCGCCCUCCGAAGCGGUCUUAGCGACGCGCGCGCCGAGUUCUCCUUUCUUCGUGUUCGCGGCCUUCGCAGCCUCCUCAAGUACCUUCAAUCCGUCGCUCAGUUCCCUGCCACCAUCGAUCUCUUCUGCCACACCCAAUCCAUCGCCGACCUUCAAGUUAUUCCUGUUCUGUUUCAAAACUCAUUGAAACAGUCAGAAGAUGACAAGGUGGCAAAUUUGGACCAUAUAUUCAGUGUGGAACCCAUGAAAAUCACUAGUCCUUCAACUGAUGCUGAAGUUGCACUAGCACUUCGAGUUUUGGAAGGAUGUUGUCUACUGCAUAAAGAGAGCACAGUUUUUGCGCAUCAACACAAGGCUAUUCAGGUUUUGAUGAAUAUUUUAUCAACUCGAGGAGUGCUUGAGCAAGGUGCAUGUUUAGAUGCUUUUAUCUCAAUCAUGUUGGACUCAUCAGCCAAUCAAAUGGACUUUGAGGCAUGCAAUGGUAUUGAGGAAGUUGCAGAUCUCAUUAGAGACAAACGAGUGGAUGAAAAUCUGAGGAUGAAAUGUGGGGAGUUCUUGCUGCUAUUUGUUGGACAUGUAAAUGGCAGGGAAAGGUCACCAAUGGCAACAAUACACGAAGACUUAAGGCGUCUUCUAGGAGAGAAAUCUGCCUCCUUAAUAUGGGCAGCAAGUCAGUUUGGGUCAUCUCUUGAUUCGGAGCAAAGACUGAUGGCUCUUCACAUCCAGGCUCGUAGGGUGCUUGAAUCACUGGACAUGUAUUGAAUGUAAAAAAAUAGAUCUACUUCUUUGUAAAAAUAUAUGUAUCUGUUUCAACAUUGCUGGUAACACAAGGAGCAUCCUGGAGGGGAUUUUUUCAGUGUCACAAAA